AUGUCUUCCGAAUCAAGCCAACAUAACAACUCGGAAAUACGAACACCAAAUUCAUUCAGCGGACGUAAACUCGCUCUUGUCUCUCUUUUGACCGUCGUCACAGCUGUACUUAUUACCCUAUUCUGGGGAGACACCGCCAAUCUGUUCGGCAUCCGACGUCUCUUUGGAUCUUCCGCGCGCUCAGCGGCAGUACCUCUAUCGGCUUCAGCAUCUGUUGCAGCAGCCGCGACAGUGAAAGGAGAACCAGUCACUAGUGGCCACGUGAAGUCCAGCAUGAAGACACCCAUUUACUUCUUCAGCCAUGGCGGGCCAAACAUUAUGUACGAGGUCGACCACCCGGCACACCUCAAGCUCGCCCAGAUCGGGCGCGAGAUAACGACCAAGGUCAAGCCAAAGGCCGUUGUGGUAUUCUCGGCGCAUUGGCAGACAGGUCGAAAUUCGAUCCAGGUGAAUACCGCCGAGAAGACUGAUCUGAUCUAUGACUUCGGUGGCUUCCCGAGCCAUUACUAUAAAGAGAAGUACCCGAAUGUGGGUAGCAAGGAGGUCGCGAACGAAGUGCUGAGGUUAUUGGAGGAAGCCAAGAUCCCGGCCGAGGGCGUGAAGCGCGGACUCGACCACGGCGUCUGGGUUAGCUUCAAGUGCGCCUUCGAACCAGAAACAAACCCGCUGAACGUUCCCAUCGUGCAAGUCUCGCUUUUCGGCAGCGAAGACCCAGAUCAGCACUACCGGCUCGGACAGGCAGUCGCGAAGCUUCGCGAGCAAAAUAUCAUGAUUGUUGUGUCCGGGAUGGCUGUGCAUAACCUGCGUGAUCUGCGCUUUGCGUUUGGCAAUCCGACCCCGAUGCCAUAUGCAGUCAGCUUCGAUCAGGCGCUCAAGGAUGCCGUGACGACUGCGCCGGCGGAACGGCAGAAGGCUAUGGCUGAGCUGAUGAAGAGGCCGGAUGCACGCCAGGCUCAUCCUUCCUUUGAGCAUUUGCUGCCUAUUCAUAUUGGGGCUGGUGCUGCGGGUGAGGACCUGGGAAAGAGGAUUUGGACCCUCCCCGAAGGGAGUAUGAGCUGGGCGCAGUAUCGGUUUGGCGAGGUUGGUAAUGCUAGUAGUGCGUUAUAA
Molecule: messenger RNA, 1107 nt
Organism: Penicillium coprophilum
Lineage: Eukaryota; Fungi; Ascomycota; Eurotiomycetes; Eurotiales; Aspergillaceae
Product: DODA-type extradiol aromatic ring-opening family dioxygenase
Exons: 4
Coding region: 1-1107 (368 amino acids)
Molecular function (GO): zinc ion binding; ferrous iron binding; oxidoreductase activity, acting on single donors with incorporation of molecular oxygen
Source: RefSeq, a predicted model, not a curated record